Molecule: messenger RNA, 1459 nt
Organism: Pelagomonas calceolata
Lineage: Eukaryota; Pelagophyceae; Pelagomonadales; Pelagomonadaceae
Source: the annotation of a GenBank genome assembly
CAGAGUGCUUGCUGUGUGCUACAGCAACUCCGGCGCGCGCCGUCGACGCGUGCCGUUCUCUCGGCCGGCUACAAACGCUUUUGAACUGAUGCGUUUGGUGAGCCCUUCUUGGUGCGUUACGUGCGCGCCGGCGUGACGAUUUCACAGCUGUCAGUCUGGUGCUGGGAGAGCUGAGUUGAGCACUGCUAAACGCGGCACCCUGCGGCCCUAUAGCACUUGCACGCUUAUCGUUCCACGAGAUAUAGAACCUCUACGCUGCAAUCGAUGCCGCCCGCAGCGACGCUCACCCGCAGCACAAUACUACAAUGGGCCCUCACCAGCCGCAUCCUCACGGUCGCCUGGUGCGUCCUCAGCGACCUCCUACUCCCGGACCACGCCGCGACGGAUGUCGAGAGAUGGCAAGCUGACCAAGAAGCCGUGCUGCCGGCGUGGCUCACGCGGCCGUUCACACGAUGGGACGCCGCGCAUCUGUUAAGAGUAGCAAGGUUCGGCUACGUCACAGAUAGGGACGCGGCGUUCUUUCCGUUGUAUCCGUGCCUCGUGCAUUACGUUACGAAACUGCUCCCGUUCCUGGCCGAGGCCGAGCGCUACGUCGUCGCCGGCACUUUCGUAUCGAACGCGUGCUUCGUGUUAGCUGUUCUAUUCGCCUACGACGCGUCCCUCAAGUUCCGCCCGGCCCUCGCGGACAAGACCGCCCUGGCGCUGUGCGCGACGCCGGCGAGCGUCUUUUGCAGCGUUCCCUACUCGGAGUCGCUGGCCGCGCUCCUGGGCUUUGGUGGCGUCGCCUUAUUGGGAAGGAACCGGCCGUGGCUCGCUUCCGUACUAUUCGCGUCGGUCGCUGCCACCAGAUCCAACGGGUGCCUCCUCGCGAUCGUGGUAGUAGCGGACGGCCUCGCGCGAUCAAUACCGAAGCGCGGCCGGUCGCUCCAACUCCUCGGCACGUCUAUGAGAUCGGCAUUGAUCAUACUGCCGCCCGUCGCGAAGGAUUUGUGGCACUUCCACAAAAGCGGCGUCGCGCGGUCCGCCUUCGCGCACGCGCAGUCAAGUGGAUGGGGCGUCGGUUUAUUCGCAUACUGGCAGUUCAAACAAAUCCCGAACUUCGUGCUCGCGGCGCCUUCACUAUGUCUCGCCAUGAUCGCGUGCCGCGACGCGCUGAAAAGGCGGCCUCCCAUAAAACGGCUCGUCGCGGACCUGCGCGCCGGCGACGACGGCGCGCGCCUUUCUGUGAUCGAGCUCGCGCUGGCGGCCCACGCCGCGGCGACGGCGGGCCUGUGCUUUUUUGUGGCGCACGUCGAGAUCGCGACGCGGCUCCUCGCGUGCGGCUGCCUGCCCUUCUCCUGGGCCCUCACGUCUGUUGAUAGGCCGUUCUGGCGGUGGUGCGUGCUCGUGUUCGUCGUCGUCGGGCCGGCGGCGCAUUGCAAUUUUUUGCCGUGGACCUGAUUAACGUUUUUGUGUUGUG